This is a messenger RNA of Tigriopus californicus, 2629 nucleotides long. Its product is annotated as protein cueball-like. The coding region runs from base 193 to 1929 and encodes 578 amino acids. The record is from RefSeq and is a predicted model, not a curated record. The transcript has 5 exons. NCBI's taxonomy places the organism in Eukaryota, Metazoa, Arthropoda, Copepoda, Harpacticoida, Harpacticidae.
CACUCUGGUUUUAUGAGAAAGCGUGCAUGAAUGACUGACUGAAUGGCUGCCUUAAGGGAGUGAACUGAAGGGCAUGAUGGAGGCUCGGAGGUCUUAUUAACAUGGAGGCUGGAAACUCAAGAAAACAAUCAAUUUAGCCAAAAUAAAGACCUAACUUCAACUUCCAAAACCACUGCAAAACUAACUUCCAUCAUGUCUUUACUCCUCACCUCCAUCCUUUUACUCAGUUCAUGGACCGUACCCAGAACUUUGGGGAUAAGCGAUCUGCUUUUCAUUCCCACUGGAAAGAGUAUCAGUAUUGUGGAUCUAAAAGGACACCCACCCCAGACACUUGAACACAAUCGCAUUGAGCUUCCCUCCUUGGUCACAUCCGCCAUUGUCUUGAACGAAUCGGUCUUUUUGGCAUCGGUCUUCGAAAUCGGGAAAUCGGAACUGUUCCUCGUUCACACUGGACAGGAACCAGAGCGGAUACCCCAAGCCUUCGGACGCAUUUUGGAUGUCACUUACGAGCCGUCAUUAAAUGUUGGCUAUGUUUUGGAAGAGUCACAAAUCUUGGAGUUCCGUUUUCAAAGCGGGACGAUCGGAUCUUUUCGGAAGGUGCUUACAUUUCCCGCAGAGGAAUCGGAACUUAAGGCCUUGGCCUUUGAUCCCUGUGUCAAACGCCUUUUUUGGUUGAAUAUGAAGACCAAUGCCAUUGAAUCCAUGAUCGUGGACCAACCCGAAUCUCGCGAGGAAGUGCUUCAGAGUCUGGUCCAACCUAGCAGUUUUAGCCUGGAUGUUCACGAAAAGAGAUUGUUCUGGACCGAGACGGCCAACUAUCAAACUUCCAUGUUCACGUCCUUCUACAAUGGGAGCUUCAAACAGGAGUUCUGUCCCAUUCAAGGCUAUGAUCACAAACCGUUUUCCCUGACCCUCAACCGAGAGGUCUUCUACUUGUCGGAUUGGCGAAACAUGGCCGUGAUGGCCAUUUCGCGAAGCGAUCCAUCUUGUCAAGCCAAAGUGUUAAAGCAUUAUCAAAGUCGUCCCAUGUCUUUGGGAUUGGUCAGAGAUCCCGAGACGCCCUUGAAUUGCGAGCAACAGUUCCAAGGGACCAUGUUCCACCCUUCUCCUAAAUACUCGACCGUGCCCGAUUAUGAAGAGCCGGAAUGUCGGAAUUUCUGCUUAAAUCGGGGCCAAUGUCACCUCACAACUGCCAGGGUUCCUACUUGUCAAUGUGCGGGCGAUUUCACUGGACGACGAUGUGAGAUGGACCCGUGCUUUCAAUACUGCUUAAAUGGCGGAGAAUGUCAAAUCGAUCCAGUGUCAUUCCAACCCCGUUGCAUUUGUCCUGAGGGCAUUCACGAUGCCAGAUGCCAGAAGAAUAUCAAUAUCACAAAUCCUGAAAGGAUGGAAUCCGACCCAUCCGCGUUAGAUUUAUCCGCGACCAACAACGAUGAAGAGAGCAACAGCCUUCUCACCACUUUCAUCGUGAUCUGUGGCAUUCUUCUGCUUGUCAAUCUGGCCUUGAUAAGCGUGAUCGUCCACGUGAUCCGGCGGAAACAUCGGGAAGGUCCGGUACUGCCCAAGGUCGUCUCCAAAAAUCCGGCCAAACACAGAACCUUCUCCGGCCCAAAAUCCGGUGCUAAGAGCGAGAACAACCCCGGAUUUUGCGAUGGAAAAAGCUCCGUCAUGUUGGACUUGGAGGACUGCUGUCAAAUGACCUUAUGUCACCAGCCUUGUGUGGAGGCCACUUUCAGAAAGGCCAACCGCAGGGGAGUGUCCGCUUCCAAAUCAUCCGCCAUUAUGGCCAGCCCAAGCCGAUCCUCAGGCAGUAAUCCAUCCCAACGAGAAGAUGAGCGUGGACUAAUUGAGGAUCAUGAAGGCGCUGAGGACGACGAGCUCUCCGCUGCAGUGGGCGCUCUCCAAGGUCAAGGUAUUUUCGCCUGGUGAAUACUCGAUGAAUGAUAUCCGAGGAGAUAUCACCCUCACCGACCCGGAAACAUGACAGUGGACGAUCCCACCUCAAAUGAAACACGCAUUUUCCUUCGCCAUUGAAUGUUUGAAACAGCUCCAAGUUCCAAAACGCAUCGAUUCAUUCAAUCACCAAAGAGAGACAGUCUAUUUUGAAUCCCGCCCCCAUUGCCGUUCUAGACCAAAGUGUCUUCUUGCUCAUAAAAUCAUUUUUAGACCAAAGUCGAGGAUUUCGAUCAUCCGGAUUGGUCUCCCAGAGAGACUCUGGAGCCAAUGCCGAGAUGCCAUGAACCAAAGUACCUUGUAGUUUAUGCGAAUAUUAGCUCUUCAUAUGAAAAAAAAGUCGGCUUUAGUCUCCUAACUUUAUCAUGAUUUCAAAAAAUCUCUGUGCUGUGCAAAUACCCCCAAAAAUGUGAUAUUUUUGACCGGACUCGGUCCGAUUAGCAGAGUGAAUUAUUGCAAUCGGACGCAGAUCUCAGACAAGUCAAAUAAUACAUGUUGAAAUACAUUCAGAUUAAGGCAUCAAACACGUUUCCAAUCGAUUUCUGCCUCAAAGAAGAUGACUGGAAAAGAAUAUACUGUAUGUACUCUUCAUCUUUAUUUUCCAAUUCAAAAAUAGGUAUCAAUUUCGAUUGAAUUUAAACGCUCCAAUGGUAAUAAACUAGUGAAUGAUACUCGA